Empidonax traillii (willow flycatcher) is the source of this 1445-nucleotide messenger RNA. Its product is annotated as fatty acyl-CoA hydrolase precursor, medium chain-like. The transcript has 9 exons. Lineage: Eukaryota; Metazoa; Chordata; Aves; Passeriformes; Tyrannidae. The annotation marks the transcript as partial. The record is from RefSeq and is a predicted model, not a curated record.
CCAAAUGCUUUUCUUUCAGUACUGGGGAUGAACACGCUCGUGGGAACUGGGCUUACCUGGAUCAAGUGGCGGCUCUUCAGUGGAUCCAAGGAAAUAUCGAACACUUUGGUGGAGAUCCAGGAUCUGUCACGCUCUUUGGUGUAUCUGCAGGAUCCUGCUCUGUUUUUGCACAUGUUUUAUCUCCUUUGUCUAAGGGUCUCUUUCAUAAAGCAAUAUCAGAGAGUGGAAUUUUACUUCCCCCCAGCAGAGAGUUACUUCUUUCAGUACAUCCUAAGAAAAUUGCAGAUAUCUUUAAGUGUGACAUGAGCAGUUCCCUCUCCCUGUUAAACUGCUUAAGGAAGCAGGAAGCAGACCAUAUCAUCUUCAACACCACGGAUGUGCCAUUUCUGCCCAUAGUUGUGGAUGGAGUAUUUCUUCAUAAAUCACCUGAAGAGAUAAUGGCUGGAAAAGAAUUUAAUGCGGUUCCAUUCAUGAUAGGAGUCACCAACAAUGAAUUUGGCUGGAACAUCAGAUCUACAUCAAAAAUAACGGGUUUGAGGGAAAUAGGAGAUAAAAAAUCGAUUGCUUCAACUUUAGAGUUUUUUCUGCCAAUGAUAGAUCUACCAUCAGAUUUUCUGCCCAGGAUAGUAGAUGAAUACAUAGGAGACACAGCUGAUCCUGCUGAGCUAAGGGACCAGUUUCUGGACUUGCUGGGGGAUAUGGCAAUUGUCAUGCCAGCCAUUAAAGCCCUGAAUUAUCACAGGGAGUCUGGAGCCCCCACCUACUUCUUUGAGUUCCAGCACCGCCCCAGUUCGUACUGGGACAGCAAACCAGAGUAUGUGAAGGCUGACCAUGGGGAUGAAGUUGGCUUUGUCUUUGGGGGACCCUUCCUGGCUGGAGAAAUUCAGCUGCGCAGUGAAGUUACAGAGGAAGAAAAGAACCUCAGUAGAACUCUGAUGAAGUACUGGGCUAACUUUGCUCGAAAUGGAAAUCCUAAUGGAGAGGGUCUGGUUGAAUGGCCAUCUUACAACCUAAAUGAAGAAUACUUGCAGAUAAAUCUAAAACAAAAGAAAGCCAGCAAGUUGAAAGAAGAGAAGGUGGAUUUCUGGAAGAAGCUGAUGCUUGAAAAAGCAAAUAGGCAAAGAAUGGAAAACAAGAAGGUUAAUUCAGAGUUAUAAUUUACAGUCUAAACAUGCACAUAAUAUGCAAGGUAUUAGGAUAGGAAAAGAAAUUCCGUAAAGUUAUUUUGAGGAUAAAAUUCUGUUUCCCUUCUUUUCAUCUUUUCAUCACAGUUGUCAUACUUGCAAUUAUUCAUUGUAAUAAUUCCAGUUGAUCCCUCACUUCUUAAACACAGCUACCACAUUUCCCCAGUGCUCAGGUUUUUCUGUCACUUCCCCACGACUGAAGACAGAAUGUACAUAGAAUUAAAACAUUGUUUUAAUAAAAUGAAAUCAGUGAAAACCCAA